Molecule: messenger RNA, 2289 nt
Organism: Aureobasidium melanogenum CBS 110374
Lineage: Eukaryota; Fungi; Ascomycota; Dothideomycetes; Dothideales; Saccotheciaceae
Exons: 3
Coding region: 1-2289 (762 amino acids)
Biological process (GO): carbohydrate metabolic process
Molecular function (GO): alpha-L-fucosidase activity
Source: RefSeq, a predicted model, not a curated record
AUGACAGAAUCGUCGAAACUCUGGUACGAUAAGCCAGCUAACGAAUGGAACGAAGCUCUUCCCGUUGGAAAUGGUAGACUGGGCUGCAUGAUUCAUGGCCAUUCAGUAUGGUAUGGAGGACCACAACAUCGCGUCCCAGAAGAUGCCCUGAAAAACCUCCCAAGGUUGAGAGAGCAUAUAAGGGAACGCCGUCAUGCUGAAGCUGAAAAGCUCCCACUGGGAAAUGUCAAGGUCGAAUUCGGUCACGACGCUGACAAAGUGACGGACUACUGCAGAGAACUCGAUUUGAAUACGGCUAUCCACAGAACGGAAUACAGCCAUGCAGGUGCUAGAGUCAAUGUCGAGACACUGGCCAGUGUUGUUGACCAGGUCAUCUGUAUGCGGAUCCAGAGUAGCAGGGAACUGGAAUGUGCGGUCAGACUAACAAGAGAGAGCGAAAUCGACUACGAAAGCCAUGAAUAUCUGGACUCUUUGGAAACGAACGAAAAUCGCAUCACAAUGCUCGCAACACCAGGAGGACAUAAAAGUGUUAGAGCUUGUUGCGUUCUUGGCAUCACAGCAGACCAGGAAGGUACUGUAAAAGCUGAAGGCGGCUCAUUGGUCGUCGUUGCCAAAGAAGCACUUGUCGUGGUUUCUGCAAGAACGAGCUUCCGUCAUCACGACUUUCAAACUCUGGCGGCCGAAGACGUUUCUGCCGCGUUCGAACGUGGCGCUGCAAACAUCUGGGACUGCCAUAUUCAACGACACCAAUCACUCUAUCGCCAGAUGCUACUUACACUGGGUCCAACCUCGCCCGAGGAUGCACUUCCCACAGACCAAAGAAUUGGGAAGGGUACAACGCCAGCCUUGGUAGCUCUGUAUGCCAACUUCUCACGGUAUCUUCUUCUAUCUAGCAGUCGACCAUGUAACGGUAGCGACAGAAGGCUGGAUCUUCCAGCAAAUCUGCAAGGAAUCUGGAAUCCAUCGUUCCAUCCUGCAUGGGGAUCAAAGUUCACCCUCAACAUCAACCUACAGAUGAACUACUGGGGGUGCCUGCCAUUGUCUCUAGCACCAUGUAUGGAACCUUUGUUCUCUCUUCUCCACCGACUUGCCCUUCCAGAAAAUGGUGGCAGAGUCGCAAAGCAGAUGUAUGGUGCAAGAGGCUGGUGCUGUCACAACAAUACAGAUCUGUGGGCCGAUUGCUCACCUUGCGAACGCUGGAUGCCUGCUACACUUUGGCCUCUAGGAGGUGCAUGGUUGUCCUCUUUCAUCUGGGAACAUUAUCUCUUCACAUCCUGCCUCUCGACUUUGCGCAAGAACUUUCCAGUACUCGAAGGAGCAGUAGAGUUUUGCCUCGAUUGGCUCGUCCCUGAGAUUUUUACAGAUGGUAAAGAGUACAGAGUUACGAAUCCCAGUCUGUCGCCAGAGAACACUUUUCUCGAUGAACAAAGUGGGGAGAAAGGAGUGUUCUGCCGAGGCAGUACAGCAGAUCUAACGAUCAUAUCAUCACUUUUCGAAGACUAUCUGAAUGCUUGCAAGACUUUGCAACUCAAGCCACAUCUCCUACGCGAAGUAGGCCAGGCAAUGCUUGCACUCCCUCCCCCCACUAUUUGCAAGAAGACAGGCCGUUUGCAAGAAUGGGGAAUUGCUAAUCACGCCGAUGUCGAGCCUGGGCACCGUCAUGUCUCGCACCUUCUCGGUGUUUAUCCGUUCAAUUGCAUUGAUAUGGAUGCUUCGCCUCAGCUUUCUCGCGCAGCGCUACGUUCACUCGAGAUCAGGCUAGCCAAUGGAGGCGGACAUACUGGUUGGAGUCGUGCACACCUACUGUGCAUAUUCAGUCGCCUUCGCAUGCCAGAUAAGGUAGCUGAGUCCUUUCAUGCCCUGCUUGAUACCUCUACUCUACCGAAUCUUUUCUCUUCCCAUCCGCCAUUCCAGAUCGAUGGCAAUUUUGGCGCUGCGGCAGCAGUCGUCGAGUGUCUGGUCCAGAGUUUCGAGCUCACUGGCCACGGCCAGAGGGUUUUGAGAAUCUUACCUUGCUGGCCUAAAGAGUGGGGUGAUGGUGAGGUGAAGGGUAUCUCAUGCAGGGGUGGAUGGAGUGUGGGCUUCAAAUGGCAAGAUGGUAUGGUGGAGGGAUGUGUCGAGGUCCGCAGCGUCAUCGGAGAAGAUGACACCAAGCAGAAUGGAGGGCAUCAUGGAAGCAAUGGAGCUCAUGUUCCAAAUGCUGAAGAGAGAAAAGGUGUUGUCUUGUUUCCUGAUGGUCGACUUGUUGAGUUCGAAGGUCAUGGCCCGCACUUUUGUCAAGUUGAGUAA